UUUUAAGAUGUAUAUCGAUAUCGAUUAUUUUAUUAUUUGGAAAUUAUUUGAGAAAAAAUGUUGAAAGUGGUUGUGUAGUUCUUUCAUGAUAGUGAUAAAUUAGUUAUUAGAUUUAUAUAUUUUACUCGUAAUGAGUAUAAUUUCAUUUUGAGAUGUUUUUCCCUGAACUGCAGAAUGAAAUGGUUUCCAAGGCAAAAGAGGAGGUAAGUAGCCUGAGGCAUAUGAAUAAAGACUUGCUAAAGCAAGUAGAAGGACUCCAGAUUAAUAGGUUCAGUGAAGUUGAAGAGCUUGUAUAUCUUCGUUGGGUAAAUGCAUGCUUAAGGUAUGAGCUGAAGAAUUACCAGGCACCUCCUGGAAAAUUAUCAACCCGUGAUCUAAACACAAGUCUCAGCCCAAAAUCACAAGAGAAGGCUAAGCAGAUAAUGUUAGAAUAUGCCGGAUCAGAGCAUGGACAAGGAGAUACAGAUCUUGAUAGCUACUUCUCUCAUACCUCUUCACCAGGCAGUGAAGAUUUUGACAAUACUUCUUCCAUUGAUAGUUUUAUGAGUAAACAUAGUAGUGUUAGCAAGAAAACUAGUUUAAUCCAAAAGUUGAAGAAAUGGGGCAAAAGCAAAGAUGACUCAAGUGCUCUUUCAUCACCAGCCAGAUAUCUUUCAGGUGGCUCUCCUAGCAGGAUGAAUAUGAGUAGUAGACCUAGGGAUUCCCUGGAAUCGUUGAUGCAAAGGAAUGCUAGUGAUUCUGUAGCCAUCACUACCUUUGGACAGAAUGAUCAGGAACCUUCUAAUUCUCCUGAAACACUAGCUCUUCCUAGCAUAAGAAGAGUUUCAUCCUGUGAAUCUUUAAACUCUGUUGCAUCUUCAUUCCAAUUGAUGUCUAAGACAGUGGUUGGGCAUCUGGAUGGAAAAUAUCCUGCAUAUAAAGACCGCCAUAAAUUGGCCUCAGAAAGGGAAAAACAAAUUAAGGAAAAGGCUGAGAAAGCACGAGUGCAAAAGUUUGGUGACAAUUCAAAUUUGAAUAUGUCCAAGGCUGAAAGAGAGAGGACAGUGUCUUUGCCAUCAAAACUCACUCAAUUAAAGGAGAAGGCACAUGUCUGUGGUAGUUCAAAUGAUCAUCCUGACUAUGCUAAGAAUGGUGAUAGUCAAACCAUUAGCAAGAUGAACCUUGUCCACAUUGAGAAGAGGGCACCUAGGGUGCCUCAGACACCUCCUAAACCAUUUGGUGGUGCUCCCGUUUGUACAAAUUCAAAUUCUUCAAAUGUAGUAUCAUGCCCUCCAUCUGUGCCUCUUCCUCCUCCACCCCCACCAGCACCACCAGGUGGACCACUUCCCACUCCACUAGGAAACCUAUCACGAGGAGCAUUAGCUUCUGAUAAAGUUCACCGUUUUCCUGAGCUAGUUGAAUUUUAUCAGACACUGAUGAAACGAGAAGAAAAGAGUGAAACUUCAUCAUUAUUUUCGUCUACAACUAAUGCAUCUGAUGCUAGGAGCAACAUGAUCGGGGAGAUUGAGAACAGAUCAUCAUUCCUCUUAGCUGUGAAAGCCGAUGUGGAAACACAGGGCGACUUUGUCUUGUCCUUGGCAAAUGAAGUUCGAGCAGCCUCCUUCCAUAAGAUUGAAGAUCUGGUGGCUUUUGUGAAUUGGUUAGAUGGGGAGCUUUCCUUCUUGGUCGAUGAACGAACUGUUCUCAAGCAUUUUGAUUGGCCCGAAGGGAAAACUGAUGUGCUGAGGGAGGCAGCUUUUGAAUAUCAAGAUCUGAUGAAAUUGGAAAAGCAAGUCUCCACCUUCACCGAUGACCCCAAACAUUCAUGUGAUGUUGCUUUGCAGAAAAUGUACUCAUUGCUUGAAAAAGUGGAGCAAAGCGUAUAUGCAAUCUUACGGACAAGAGAUAUGGCUAUUUCGCGGUACAAAGAGUUUGGAAUACCAGUGACUUGGCUAUUAGAUACGGGAGUUAUGGGAAAGAUCAAGCUUUCCUCUGUGCAACUGGCAAACAAGUAUAUGAAACGUGUUGCAUCCGAACUUGAUAUAUUAUCUGGACCCGACAAGGAACCAAACAGAGAGUUUUUUAUUCUGCAAGGAGUACGUUUUGCGUUUCGUGUUCAUCAGUUUGCAGGAGGUUUUGAUACCGAGAGCAUGAAGGCUUUUGAAGAACUAAGAAGCCGCAGCAUCCAUGCUCCAACAGGUGAAGAUAGUAGUAGCCAGAAACAUAGAUAGAUGAUCAACAGAAGUUUUUUUUUUUUUCCACAAAUGUUAUUGGUUCUGUAAUGUGUGUUACCUCGUCAGCUGUAUAUGUCAUUCUUCUGCUUCGAUUUUCAUUCAAUGUGCUAAAUGCUAAUUUGACUCGGAAAAAAGCUAACUAAAUAAAAUGGUAAAUAUUUUUGUGUAA
This is a messenger RNA of Vigna umbellata (rice bean), 2382 nucleotides long. NCBI's taxonomy places the organism in Eukaryota, Viridiplantae, Streptophyta, Magnoliopsida, Fabales, Fabaceae. The record is from RefSeq and is a predicted model, not a curated record.